AGCUUCUGAUCUGCUUCACUGACAGCUUCAGCUUUUCUGUCUGGACCAACAGAUGAUUGAUUUGCUGCUGGAAACGGUGAUGGUGCAGCAGAUCCUGCAGGGGGCGCUCUGGGGCCUCAGUGUUCAGGGGGAGGAGCCUAAGGUGCUUCCAGAUGCUUAAAGUGUUUGAACCAGCUCAGUGGCGAAUCCAUCGACCCGAAGGUUUCCUGCACUUUCAUCCCACGGGUGGUUUUCAUCAGAGCAACAUCUGAGUGGUCUCCUAAAAGACUUCAAGAAGUAAUGUUGUUAGUAGUAACUCUUAAAUCUGAUAACAAACUUCUUCCCUUUGUUGUGUGUGCUGGCCAUAGAUUUUAACCACAUCUAUGGUAGUGAAAUAGUUAAAAUCCUAUUUUAGCUCUAACGAUGAUUGAAGCUUCAUUAUUGCUUUAGAAAGUGUAUUAAAGGUAAAUGUUAACUAUUUAUUUUACAGUUUAGCGGUAAACGAACUGAGUCUCCCGUGACGCUUUGCGCUGUCUCUCCCAAAGGAGGUAGUGGAAUCCAAAAAGUGUUCCUCCCAUCAUUUGGUGAAGCUUCCACGGAGGGUCAGUCCACCCACGCAGAGCGGGGAAAGCACAGCAGGCGAAACGGGCUGCGAGUAAUUCUUGGUUCAUACCAACAGAGCUCAUUUGUUUGAUCUCUACGAUUUCAUCGGACCUCCAUCCCCUGGAAAAGGUCACGGCUCUUCCUGCUAAAGUUGCGAUGGCGGAGCGGGUUCUGGUGGUAGGAGGCGGGGGACGGGAACACGCGCUGGCCUGGAAGCUGGCCCAGUCGCCCCGGGUCCAGCAGGUUCUGGUGGCUCCCGGAAACGCAGGAACCGCCAGCUGCGGCAAGAUCAGCAACUCUGCUACCUGAGGGGCUGUUGGACCUGCUAACUGCUCAAUAUAGGAUGUAUUUUAGCUGAAGUCACUUGACACGAUUGAAAAACAGAGGUGAGCCUCUGUAGCUUUCUGUUGCGUUUCUGCAGAGGUGUCGGUGAGCAACCACGGCAUCCUGGCUCGGUUCUGUAAGGACCACCACGUCGGUUUGGUCGUAGUCGGACCCGAGGCGCCGCUGGCAGCAGGUGGAGUCGAUUCCAGUUUCUUAUUGUGGGAUCAAACCUCAGGCGGUUCUGACCCGUAUCGUCUCUGCAGGUAUGGUGGACGAUCUGACGGCGGCGGGCAUUUUGUGUUUUGGACCGUCGGCUGCGGCGGCUCGGUUGGAGUCCAGUAAGAGUUUCGCAAAGGCGUUCAUGGAGCGUCACGGCGUUCCCACGGCUCGCUACGGCUCCUUCAGCGACCCGCAGGACGCCUGCAGCUUCAUCCGCGGCGCCGACUUUCCGGCUCUGGUGGUGAAGGCCGGUGGGCUGGCGGCGGGAAAGGGAGUCAUCGUCGCCGGGGAUCGGGACGAAGCCUGCCGGGCCGUCGUGGAGAUCGUGAAGGACGGAGCCUUUGGGUCAGCAGGAACAACGGUUGUUAUUGAGGAGCUUUUGGAGGGACAGGAAGUGUCUUGUCUGUGCUUCAGCGACGGUACCUGGGUCUCUCCGAUGCCACCGGCUCAGGACCACAAGCGACUCCAGGACAGAGACGCGGGGCCCCUCACGGGCGGGAUGGGGGCCUACUGCCCCACCCCACAGGUGAGCGAGGAGCUGCUGCAGCAGAUCAGAGAGUCGAUCCUGCAGAAGACUGUGGAUGGGAUGAGGCGGGAAGGAACUCCUUAUAAGGGCGUUCUGUACGCGGGCCUCAUGCUGACCAAUCGGGGGCCUAAAGUUCUGGAGUUCAACUGUCGCUUUGGCGACCCAGAAUGCCAGGUUCUGCUUCCUCUGCUGCAGAGCGACCUCUAUGACGUCAUCAUGAACACCGUCAGCGGGAACCUGGCCUCCAACGUCCCCGUGUGGCAGCAGGGCAGCUCUGCUGUUGCCGUGGUGAUGGCCAGCGCAGGAUACCCGGGUUCCUACGUGAAAGGGGUCGAGAUCACAGGUCUGACCCGGCUGCAGGAGGCCGGGCUCCAGGCGUUCCACGCCAGCACCGCCCUGAAGGACGACCGGGUGGUGUCGAGUGGCGGCAGAGUGCUGGCCGUGACGGCGGUGAGGUCGAGCCUGGAGGUCGCCCUGCAGGUGGCCAAUCGGGGCGUGGCUGCUGUUGGAUUCCCGGGCGCCGUGUACCGGCGAGACAUCGGCCACCGGGCCAUCGCUCACCAGAACCAGAACCGGCGUCUGACCUACAAGGACAGCGGAGUGGACAUCGCUGCUGGGAACCAGCUGGUGGACAUCAUCAAGCCUCUGGCUAGAUCCACGACCCGACCCGGCUGCGAUGCAGAGCUGGGAGGUUUUGCUGGACUGUUUGACCUGAAGGCGGCCGGGUUUGUUGACCCGAUCCUGGUUUCUGGGACAGACGGUGUUGGAACUAAGCUGAAGAUCGCCCAGGCCUGUGGCCGUCAUGGCAGUCUGGGUCAGGACUUGGUUGCCAUUUUGGCUCACGGCGCCAAGCCGCUCUUCUUCCUGGACUACUUCUCUUGCGGCAGUCUGGAUGUAGAAGUUGCCGCCUCCAUCGUCGGCGGCGUCGCCAAGGCGUGUGAGGCGGCCGGCUGCGCCCUGCUGGGUAAAAACCGACCUGAUGCAGCCAGUCUGUCAACCACACGGACUUCAUGAUGAUUCUGAACCAUCUGACAGGCGGUGCAGAGCCUAAGCUGAGGAGAGAGACCCAGGGUCACUCACUCGACCCCUAAGCCAGGGGUCGGCAACCAAUGGCUCCGGAGCCACGUGUGGCUCUUUCAUCCUCCUUGUGGCUCCCAGUGACUUUGGGAAAUAGAAUAUCUUAUUAAAAUUAAAUCAUUAAUGAACUAUAAAUUAAACGCAUUUUACAAUACA
Messenger RNA from Xiphophorus hellerii (green swordtail), 2884 nucleotides. Its product is annotated as trifunctional purine biosynthetic protein adenosine-3-like. Gene Ontology annotation, cellular component: cytosol. Gene Ontology annotation, molecular function: ATP binding; phosphoribosylamine-glycine ligase activity; phosphoribosylformylglycinamidine cyclo-ligase activity. Gene Ontology annotation, biological process: 'de novo' IMP biosynthetic process; adenine biosynthetic process. The record is from RefSeq and is a predicted model, not a curated record. Lineage: Eukaryota; Metazoa; Chordata; Actinopteri; Cyprinodontiformes; Poeciliidae.